Ochotona curzoniae (black-lipped pika) is the source of this 2092-nucleotide messenger RNA. RefSeq names its product CKLF like MARVEL transmembrane domain containing 6 (gene CMTM6). The transcript is spliced from 4 exons. Bases 84 to 635 code for a protein of 183 amino acids. The record is from RefSeq and is a predicted model, not a curated record. NCBI's taxonomy places the organism in Eukaryota, Metazoa, Chordata, Mammalia, Lagomorpha, Ochotonidae. Gene Ontology annotation, cellular component: membrane.
AAGUGACAGCCCCAGUUGCUGAGAGGACCAGGAGACGCGCCGGCCGAGGCUGCCGAGGCUGCUGUGGGGCCCGGACCGGGGCGAUGGAGAACGGAGCGGUGUACAGCCCCACCACCGAGGAGAACCCGGGCCCCGCCAGGGGCGCCCGGAGCGGCCUGGCCGCCUACUGCUCCCUGGGCCGGCUGCCCUUGCUCCGGCGCGUCCUCAAAGGCUCGCAGCUGCUGCUGUCCCUGCUGGCCUUCAUCUGUGAAGAAGUUGUGUCGCAGUGCACGCUGUGUGGAGGACUUUACUUCUUUGAAUUCGUGAGCUGCAGUGCCUUUCUGCUCAGCCUGCUGCUGCUGAUCGUCUAUUGCACUCCAGUUUACGACAGAGUUGAUGCCCUCAAAGUGAAAGCAUCGGAUUUUUAUAUUACCUUGGGGACAGGCUGUGUAUUUUUGCUGGCGUCCAUCAUUUUUGUCUCCACGCACAGCAGGACCUCAGCUGAAUUUGCAGCAGUAGUGUUUGGAUUUCUGGCAAGUUUUACGUUCCUGUUGGACUUUGCCGUGAUGUUCUAUGAGAAACGGCAGGAGUCCCAGCUGAGAAAGCCGGAGAGUACCACGAGGGCAGAGACGCUUACCGAACCCCUGAAUGCUUAAAGACCUGAAGCAGGUGCAGUGGAAGGUAGCUGCUUUGGUGGUCUCCGGGCCCCGGCAGGAGCUCGUGGAGGAUCUGUGUGCUUGUUCAGACCAUUCCUGUCUAAAGCCAGGGCGAUGGGGAGGAGGCACAGAUUAUAUGGGGUAGGGGGCUGUUGGGCGGUCACUACACGUUAGGUCAGAGGUUUUUGAGCUGUUUGUGUUUUUUGUUUUGUUUUUAGAUAACCGUCAAAACCUGUGUCAAAUGGAGGGUUUGGGGGUGGUGAGGGAGAAUAAUUGUUUUUAAUUGACAACAGCUCAGCUGGCAAUGCAUGACCCUAUUAUUUCCAUUACAGAACGUCUUACCAAGCUUAGCUUCCAAAUGAUGCUAUAGAGCUGUGUAAACACCGUGACUGUAUUAUGCAUUUAGAAAUUGCUUCAUUUCUAAAUUGAUUUGCUUUGUAUUUUAUGGCUAGAUUAUGUUCUGUAAUGGAAGAUUUGAUGUCUCUUUAAGAGACUGAUAUUUAAAUGUGGGCCUAGGAUUUUUUUUUCUCCUUAAUGCUACAUUUUUACUGUAUCUCCCUUAGCCUUAAAAUUAUCUUGUAACACUUGAAAAUAAUUACUACUAACCCUGUCUGAGACUUCCACGUAGCCUAAUAUAAAAUGGGGAGGCGUUGGUAUUUUGUAUUUAGGAACGCAACACCACCAACAGCCUCAUGUUUAUUAACUGUACUUUGGUUAUUGACGUCAUAUCAAAAUGAGGAGUAUGAUAUAACCUGGAGAACAAGUGCAGAAACUGGUAACUAUGGACCAAAGGUAAGAAAGAUACAGACUUUUGGUCCUAUCCAGUGGAAGUGAUUAUAAAACAGACUUGGACCGCUCCCCAAGUUCCGACUGAAUUAAACAGGUGUCCACUGCCCCGUGGACAUGUGAUUAUUCCUCCUUGAGUUUAUGCAGCUCCGUGGAUCCUGCCAGUUUGUUUCUUUUAGUCCCCAGCCCUUGGCUUUUCACCUGUAGGAGCUGCUUGAUCUUCUGCCUCCUCCAUUGGGCGGCCGUGGGCUCCUGGCUUCAGUUCUGUCAGUUGUCUUUCCAUGGCCUGGAAUGUGGGACCCCUUGUCUUGCAACCCUGGUGUAUAUAUAGCAAGAGCUAUCCACCAUGUUCAAGUGAACACAGAGCCCUGCCCUCAUCAACGCUGUUGAUGAUAUCAGGAAGCGGACAAAACAAUCUCAAGAGACUUCCUGACCAGUUCAGACAAUCUAGAGACAUUGUCUGUUGCUGCCAGGCUGUCCUGGAGCCAGCCCUGUGCAAUCCUUGGGUUGGGAGCUGCCUGCCAGGGUCAUUCACAGGCUACAUCUUCCUCCCAGAGUUUCUUCCUUCCGCUCCAGUGUUAAGGUGAUGAGUCACAGGUCAGGUCCGCUGGUGGAAGUCUCCCAGGCUAGGUUUUCUCUGUGAACAGAAUCAUGUUUCUGCUGAUAGAAUG